CAUAAAUCAAUUCGGCUGUGUGGAGGUAGAUGUUUCGCUUCAUCCUCAUGAAAAUUACAUCACGAUUCAAUGACUUCAUUGGUAAUUCAGCUUCACAGAACAGCUCCAAAGCAGUAGCAAUGUAUACAUUAAUGUGGUGUACAUUAACCAAUAUGACAACUGGUCACACCAGGAUGAUUGAUAUACCGAGUUGUUUUGGGAUUUUGGAUUCCUGGACUAAUGCGAAUUUCUUCUACCUCACAUUUUCCUCCUUUAACCCAGCCUUCACACUGAGAACACCCGAUCACGGAAUCCCACUAAGCGCGUAUCAAAGCAAGCGGGCUGGAACGUGUGCGAUCGCAGUGCAGGUACCUGCGAACAAAGCACUAGAAACUAUAUCUGUCUACCUCAACAAAGCUAACAUAGAUCCUGUUGUUGCACAUACAAACACACGGCUUAAGCUGUCUUUUUUCUAUCACAAUCUAAAGAGUAACUUCGAACCACUACUGGACCUCAUAUUGACCGCGGAGAAUAGAGCGGAUGAGAAUGUCCAAAUUCCACGCUGGCCAGGACCUACUAACACCAUCUACAUAUCAGUGGGCCCAGAUGUGGAAGACAUAGAUGUACUAGUGCACUUAUCAAUUACCAUAACGCCGGUGUACCGAUGCUUAUACGAGGAAUACACCUCGAGAAAGGCUAUGGUCGCCGUUAGAAGAAACAGCCAGUGGGAAUACGCGCUGAAAUUUCACACUGAUUACUUGUUAUGCAUCAAACAGACUGAACAACCUCCAAGUCCGAUUGGAUUAUGCAUCGCUCGCACCCUGCGAUGCGACGGACAAAACAACUGUCCCCCAACGAAGGAACUUCCAAUGUCAUAUGCAGACGAGCCAAAAGACAGGACAAUGUGUGUAUCACCGAAACGUAUACGGUCAUACAAUUGGAAAAUUGUGUAUGGUAUAUGCGCCGCAUUCUUCUCGUUAUGCAUGGUGUUCACAUUGAUAUUUUUAUCAACAGAGAAGAAAUCGGUUUGUUGCAAACGGAUAUGGUUGUGGCUGCAGAAACGCAGACGCCUCAGUGACACGUGGAGCACACCCACCGAUUCUGACUUACCGAUGGCGCCUCCGCGAUACCAAUCAGUCGAAACAAUGCCACCGAGCAAAAACGCGAUAUGCGCGUUGUGCUCAAAAUCACCCAAACCAGUGUAUUAUUAUGAAUCCCCACCGUCGUACACAAGAGAUGCCGUGGAUGAGACCGGUGUCUCACCAACCUUCAUACGGCGCUUUUACAACAGACAUAAACGACGUAGAAGACUACUCGACGUUAGGGGACAAAACACAGUCUCUCCACUGUUGAAUAACCACACAAUAGCAGUGUCUGAUGUCCAAACAGAGGAAGUUCGUUCACUCGAAUCGUGGGAGGAUGUGUACGACCAAAUUGAGGUUGGUCAUGCAGCUGAAUCACCAACCAAUCAGAAUGUGCUCAUAGAAAAUGCAAACAGGAACGAGGAAGAGCCGCCGUACACCCCUUCAAACGCAUAGACAGGACUCAUAGAAAUAGCCAAUGCUUGUAGUAUGUACAUAUGUAUAAUUGUUCCUCUUACUAACAUUGGUACAAGUGACA
Molecule: messenger RNA, 1599 nt
Organism: Dicrocoelium dendriticum
Lineage: Eukaryota; Metazoa; Platyhelminthes; Trematoda; Plagiorchiida; Dicrocoeliidae
Source: the annotation of a GenBank genome assembly